CUGGCACACACAAUUCCACAGGUUGAUGAAAAGGUUGGUAAUUCCAACCCUAUGUAAUGCAUUAUUCCCCUUUCUGCAAAGAUUAGGACUAUGAACGAGGGAACGAAGGGGCGAGGAAAUAUACUUACAGAAGUUACAGGGGCACAGGUAGCAAAUGAUAUCUCGAUCCAACAAAGGAGACGGAAAUCCUUCAUGUGAGCUAACUCGGAAGGUCCGUUGUUCAGAAGCAAGACCCUCAAACGAAGAAAAGGGAUGCAUGGAGAAAGAAGAGGGAAGAGGAGGAAGGAGGAGGAGGAGGAGAAGAAGAAGAAGAGGGAGAGGAAGAGGAAGAGGAAGAGGAACAGGAGAAGGAGGAAGAGGAGACGGAGGAGGAGGAGGGGAAGAGGGAGAGGGAGAGGAAGGAGGAGGAGGAAGGAGGAGGAGGAGAAGGAGGAAGAAGAAGAAAACGAAGGAGGGGGAGAGGGAGAGGAAGAAGGAGAAGGAGAAGGAGAGGAAGAAGGAGAAGAAGAAGAAGAAGAAGAAGAAGAAGAAGAAGAAGAAGAAGAAGAAGAAGAAGAAGAAGAAGAAGAAGACAAUGAGGACGAGGACGACAAGGACAGUGAUGGCAAAUAUGAAGACCUACAGCAAGCAAGAUGAGAACGAAGGCGGAGACGGCGGAGGAGGUGGUGGGGGAGGAGGACAAGGACGGGCGAGGAGACACCUGGACAGUCAACAACGACAUCAUCACCAGGGCUGGAAGCCAGUAAGUCUUGAGACAUCAGUUGUUGACGUGAAGACUGCAUUGUUAACUGCUGAAGGGACGUCUGCUGUGAAUGUUGCUGUUGUUGUUGUUGCUGCUGCUGCUGCUGCUGAGGUUGAGGAUGGACUUGCUUCUGAAGCUGCUGCUGGAUCUGUUGUUGAUGCUGCUGAAACUGAUGCUGUUGCUCCUGCUGGUACUGUAGGACCAACAAACUGGGGACAUCCACCUCCUGACGAGAAGCAUUCAUCAGAGCCAAAGAUAAGUUCAUGGCCGCCCUCAGCUGCUCUUCCGUGGCUGGGCCACUGGCACCCAGUCCUGGAAUUGUUGUAUCCUGUUUCUCAGUCUUUACCACAACCCCUGACGGAGGAUUCUGUGAUGUCGCAUGAAGAGGCACCGCUUGAUGCUUGUGCAUGCCUGGUACCAUACCAUGCGAAAGUUGCUGAUGGCCCUGAGCUGAUGUUGAGUGCGAGACCAUUUCUUGUGAUAACUGGUGUGCUUUCAAUACCCCAGUCUUCGGCUGUUGUUCAAAGUUGUGUGCUUGCCGUUGUUGCUGUUGCUGCUGCUGCUGAAUCCCUUGCUGCUUCAACAAUGAACUUGAUGCCAGAGAUGCUACUGUAUCUUGUUGCUGCUGAACUGGUCCAUCUCCUGGUAAGAUUGCAGAUCUUGACGGAAGGGAAUCAGAGAGGACUAGCGAUAUACACUGGGGAUUCCAAGCACUUGCAUGCUGACCCUCCAUCUGCAUUUGCAGCAGCUGUGGUUGUUGCUGUUGUAGAAGGAACUGCUGGUGAAGCUUUGCCUGCUGUUGCUGCAGAAGAUGCUGCUGCUGCUGCUGCUGCUGUAGCUGAAGUUGUUGCAAACGUUGUUGCUGAGGAUGCUGCUGUUGCUGCUGCUGCUGCUGUUGCUGCUGCUGCUGUUGCUGCUGUUGCUGCAGCAGAUGUUUCUGGUGCUCAUUUUUCUGCUGCUGCUGCAACUGCUCUUGCUGUUGCUGCUGUUGCUGUUUCUGCUGUGGUGAUGGGUGCUGCUUUUGCUUUUGCUGUUCCUGCUCUGGUUCCUGCUGCUGCUGUUGUUUCUGCUGUUGUUUCUGCUGUUGUUGCUGCUGUUGUUGCUGCUGUUGUUGCUGCUGGUGCUGUUGCUGUUGCUGUUGCUGUUGCUGGUGCUGGUGCUGUUGCUGGUGCUGUUGCUGUUGCUGUUGCUGUUGCUGUUGCUGUUGCUGUUGCUGUUGCUGCUGUAAAUUUUGCUGUUGCUGCUGUAAAUUUUGCUGUUGCUGCUGUAAAUUUUGUUGUUGCUGUUUCUGCUGCUGUUGCUGUCUUUGCAUCUGCUGCUGUUGCUGUCUUUGCAUCUGCUGCCGUUGCAGCAGCUGCUGUUGUUGCUGCGACAAUUGUUUUUCCUGCUGCUGUAGCUGCUGUUGUCGCUUCUGCAGUUGCUGCAAUUUCUGCUGCCUCUGCUUCUGCAAUUGUUGGCAAUGCUGCUGCUGCUGCUGCACUUGCUGGAGUUGUUGCUGCGGUUGCUGCUGUGCCUGCCGUGUCUGCUGUGGAUGUUGAGGUUGUUGUGGCUGCUGCGGCUGCUGUGGCUGUUGUGGCUGCUGCUGAUGCAGUAGCUCCUGCUGCUUGUGUUGCUGCUGUUCCUGCUGUUGCUGUGGUCGCUGUUGUUGUUGUUGCUGCUGCUGCUGCUGUUGUUGUUGCUGCUGCACCUGAUGAUGUUGUUGCUGCUGUUGCAGUUGCUGCUGCGGCUGCUGCUGCAGGAACUGCUGUUGUUGGGGCUGCUGCUGCUUUCGAUGUAGGAGCUGCUGUUGUAUUUGUUGUUGCAAUCGUUGCAGUUGUCGCUGCUGCUGUUGUUGUAAAUGGGCCUGUUGUUGCUGCUGUUGCUGAAUCUGCUGAUCGAGAUUCUGCACCUGUGGACUUCGUGUAUGCUGUUGCUGCUGCUGCUGUGUCAUGCAGACUUGCUUCAUCUGAUGUUCAAGUGACUUCUGCCCCUCGUUUUGAUGUUCCUCCUGCUGCUGCUGCCGCGGCUGUUGCUGAGACUGCAAAUGUGGCUGAGAAUGUUUUUGGAGCUGGCGAUGCGCCCACAGUUGGGGUUGCUCGGCUUGUUCCUGCUCUGGCUGUAGACACUGUGCUAGCGGACCCUGUAAUUGUUGCAGCUGCAUAAUUCCAGUCUCCCUAUUUUUCUGUGGUAGCUGCUGCAGUUGCAAUUCAUCUCUAUCUUGCGGCUGCCGAUUCG
Molecule: messenger RNA, 2956 nt
Organism: Chara braunii
Lineage: Eukaryota; Viridiplantae; Streptophyta; Charophyceae; Charales; Characeae
Source: the annotation of a GenBank genome assembly